AUUACAUGCGUGUAAGCAUACACUACAUUCGUGAAAAAAUGGCAGCUGACGAUUAGAGGAAAGUGUGUGGAUUUUUACUCGAAAAAAGACGGUACUUAACAAAGCAACACGGACACCGAGGAUACUUGGUCACCAGUGGGCGUCAUCUUAGAAGUGUCACCACUGGUCAUCAGGCACGAUGGGAAAGACUCCGCUGAAAGAUCAGAAAGAUGGCAAAAAAGAUAAAUUGGGAAGGACGGUUCCUCCAGCAGGUACGACUCCAGCAGCAACAAAAGAUUCUUUCAGCUGGGAAGAAUAUCUGAAAGAAACGUCAGCUAUGCCGGCUCCACCGAGCUGUUUUCGUCAGGCCAGAGUUCCUCCCUCCAAUGACUUCAAGGUUGGAAUGAAGCUCGAAGCUCACGACCCACGAAACUCCACCUCAGUCUGCAUCGCCACGGUGAUGGGUUUAACUGGAGUGCGCCUGCGUCUCCGUCUGGAUGGAAGUGACAACAGCAACGACUUUUGGAGGCUGGUGGACUCGUCUGAUAUUCAACCUAUCGGCACAUGUGAGAAGAACGGAGACAUGCUGCAGCCACCGCUGGGAUUUCGGAUGAAUGCCUCUUCAUGGCCCAUGUUUCUGCUGAGAACAUUAAAUGGCGCAGAGAUGGCACCAGCAACAGCCUUCAAAAAGGAACCUCUGAGGCCGACACAGAACCACUUUAAGCCGGGCAUGAAGCUGGAGGCAGUGGACAAGAAGAACCCGUACCUGAUCUGUCCGGCCACCAUCGGAGAAGUGAAGGGCGACGAGGUCUUCAUCAUGUUCGACGGCUGGCGGGGGGCCUUUGAUUACUGGUGCAAGUACGACUCCAGAGACAUCUUCCCCGUGGGCUGGUGCUCCCUCACCAAGCACAGCCUCCAGCCUCCAGGCAACAGUGUUACGCUGCCAAAGAGCCUUCAGAUCCUCCCGGCGUCCCCCUCCAAGCCCAACAGGCGGGCCAUGCAGUCCCCCUACAGACUCCCCAACCCGCUGCCCCCUCUGCCUGUCAGGAAGGGGGUGAGAGGCCGUCGACCAAAGAGCGAGACCAUCGCUCUGCUCAAAGCUGUGGCCGAGGCCGCCGCCGCCCAUAACGGGACUGUACCUGAGAACACGCAGCUGGUCCCCCGACCCCACAAGAAGAGGGGCCCCAAACCUGGAAGCAAGAGAAAGCCCAAGAUCCUCCAGAGCCCAGCACAGCUGCCCAGCAUCCAGGUCCCACAAGAAAGCUCCCCCAGCCACAACUCUGUGGUUUCAACAGUGUGUGUGUAUGUGAACAAGCACGGAAACUGCGGUUCCCACCUGGACAGGAAGCAGAUGCAGCGCCUGCCUGACCACUUUGGCCCGGGUCCAGUGAACGCCGUGCUCCAGAAGGUGGUCCAGUCCUGUAUAGACUGUGCGUACCAGCCUAAAGUCCUGCUCAGCGCUCUGCAGACGCACUCAGGAGGAGGAGAGGUCGUUAGAGUGAGAACAGAUGGUGGAGUCUGCAUGGUCAAACUCCCAGCAGCCUCCAGUGCUUCCUUUGUGCUGCGGUUCUUGGAGACGAUGUGUCGUCAUCUGCAGUGUGACAACCUGUUCAGCAGUCAGCCGUUCAGCCACUACACAGCGUACGACAGGACCAAGUCAGUGAAAGAAGAGGUGAUGGACGCCCCAUCUCUUGCUCGAGGAAGUAAACGGAGUCUCUCUGGAAUCUCUCCUUCGUAUGCAGCUCCUCUGUCCCCCAAACAUUUACGUACCGAAGCUCAUCCUUCAGAAGCAGAGACUUUGCCUCAUGAAGAGAACGGUCACAUAAAGGAGCAGCGCUACAUGGACUCGGCCUCCAACUCCAUGACCCCCCGACCACAAACAGCACGCAGCUCCUCAGAGUACCACUCCCAGACCAGCAGCCUCUACCACGCCGGCAACGCCACGACCAUGCGCCGCCUCUCCUCCAACCCUGGAGAGCUCAGCUCCACGCCGCCCCUCAGACGAGUGGAAGCCAGCUCCACCACCGGUCCUGAAGCUCUGGGGUCUGAGCGGGAGAGUCUGCAGCUGCCCAGUAAGAACCCGUCGUCCUGGUCCAUCGAGGAGGUGAUGCAGUUUGUGAGGGACGCUGACCCCACAGCGUUAGCUCCACACGCUGAACUAUUCAGAAAACAUGAGAUUGAUGGGAAAGCUCUGAUGCUGCUGCGGAGCGACAUGAUCAUGAAGUACAUGGGGCUGAAGCUGGGGCCUGCACUGAAGCUCUGCCAUCACAUAGAUCGACUGAAACAGGGAAAACUGUGAGAGCAGGCCCGUGUGUUCCCGUCCCUGUCAGACCCAUGAGCAAUAAAACCCCGACAGAGCCGGACUCAUGGGGGCCGCAGGGGGCCACAUGUUACUCUGACUGAUGUUACAACUUCCUCCUGACUUCCAGAGCGGAGAAAGUGUGCCGUGCAGUGCUGACACAUUACCUCAUCCCCUCAUCAGUGAACGAAAAAACUCUCUGAAAUCCCAAAGGAAAGAAUCCCUGCAGUGUUUACAUUGCAUAGCACACGUGGACACACUUUUUUUUUACGGAGAUGAAAUCUUUUGAUCCUGGUUUUGGAUCCCCCAAAGAUGGAGAAUGUUUCUUCUUAUAUAAUGUUUUUAUUAUUGUCCAAUUUCCACUUAUUAAGGAAGAGUUGGUAUACUGAAACAAAAAAAAAAGACAAAUCCGGCAGAUGUUCUUCCCCAAGAGAAUCUGGAUGCUCUCUGUUUAGUUGUUUUUCACUCUUCACGUACGCCUGGAGGUCCGACAGAUGUUUUCAUUGGCUUGAAUAUUGUCAGAAUCCUUAACGUUUUUUAACUGAAGCUCUCAUUUUCCACGAGUGUCCUGCAUCAUUCUCUGCUGUGUGGCAACAUGUAUUAUCAUUGUGUCUUAGUGGAGUCAUCACACUCACAAGUAACACCCUCAUCCAUUUCAACAGAUCGUUAAGUACGUGCAAACAAACAUUUCUAAGGGCUUUCUAUGUUUAGUUUUCCUGUAUUAAUUCUAAUCAUGGCCGAGCCUGUGUCCACAAAGUUCUUUUCUGGCAUGGCGCCGGGAUGAAGAGCUUCUGCAUUGAGAGAAAACAAAGGCACAUGCAGUAGGGUUUUGUUUCUAAGACAACAACAUUUGGUUAUCUAUCAUGGAGGGUUUGCGUAUAAUCAUUAUGCAGCUAAUGUGUUGUAUUGUGUAUUUGUUUGAGGUUGUUUUUCCCCAUGAGCAUGAACUGGAGGAUGCUGCCCCUUGAUUGUUUUAUUUAAAGAUGAGGGAAAGAGUCCCUCAGUUGUAGAUCAAGUAAGAGAGGCAUUAAAUGAUCUGAUGAGGACAAAUAUGAAGUAAUAUUAUCACCUCAUCCAAAAGUUAUUUAAAGUCUUUGUGAUUUUUCACACUUAAAUAUAAUAUAAAUCAAAUAUAUCCUCUGAAAAUAACUCUGUGAGUCAUGACUGUCUACAAUGGGUGUAACACCCGAGUCCCACUGUCUGUGAUGUUUUCAGAGUUUUCAGAGUCCUAUCUUCAGUUUGUUUACAUCGCCAGGACGGCCGGCUGACUCCUCCCCUCACGUAUAAAAGUUGUUUAAUUGAGGGACUAGAGAAAAGAAGAAUAACAUACUGUACUCACUGCUUAACUGUGUUUCUAGAUCACGCUCAUUUCAGGUAAAUUUACAUGCAGUGUGAAGAUACGAGCUUAAUAAAGAUCGCUAGCAUUAGCAUGCUAACACAACAAUGCACCGCAAGUUGUUUUGGUUUCAUGCUGGUGCUCAAGGGCGACAUCUGCUGGAUCAAAAAAUCGCAUAUAAAGCCUUCAAAGUCGUCUUCAGAUGAUCUGCUCCACACACUGCUCCUUCCGUUCUCUAUUUAUGAUGUUUUUUUCAGAAUGAUCUUAACAGUAAAAUGUGUUGAUCAAAAGUUCAAAGCAAACUCCUGCAUACUGUCCAACCUGCAAAAAUACAUUUAUUGGCAACGUUUUGGUCUAGUACAAAAUGUUGCUAAUUGAUGCAUGUUAGAAGGUUUGCAGGAGUCUGCAUGCAUAUCAGACAAUUCUUAACUCACUGGUAGACACUGUCAGAACAAUCUUCAAAUCCAUUUUCUUGGUUAUUCCAGUAACCUGUUGUCAGUCUGUCUAAGAACAGAUACAUGGACGAUACUUUUCUGAAAGUUAAGAGAUUUUUAGUGUUAGAAAACCACGCACAAAAAAAGGGGAAUAACUCAAAGACAGUGGGUAAUGUGCUUGUCCUCCUGGGGGCUGCAUUCACCCAAACAUGCUUUCUCCUCUUUGACAACAUUUGGUAAAAAAAGACCCUCGUUGGCUGAAUAAAAGGCUUUGUGGACACAGACUCAUCAAUCUGCCCGCCCUCCCUCCCUCCCGCCCGCCUGUCUGCGACCACCUCAGUGUUGUCUCUUCUGACCGUUCAGAUCACUGUUAGCAAUGAAAACAGAUUUGUACAGUUUUAUGGGUUUAACCAUGAAUAUCAGCGACAGAAUGUACAUUUUGUAGAAACUUUAAUAUUUUAAGGAAAUCAUAUACAUUAAGCUAGAAAUGUGAAGAUAAUGGUGGACGGGAACGUGGUGAAUAUUUCACACACGGGAUUUCAUUCUGCUUUUUAAUACUUCAACACAGCAGCGCUUUUUAGUUCAAUACUCCCAGUAAUAGACUCUGCCUUGCUCUACCUACGACAUCUCUCAGGUUUACGUGGUCUUUGUUAGUACAAGCUUUUGUAGCAGACUGUUUAUAAUGUACUCGACAGAACUUUUCUUCUUAUUCCCUUCAUCGAUUUUUAAAAGACUCUGUGCCAUAUGAUACUCAACACAGGAUCCAAGUGCUGUUGAUUUCCCUCUCUCCUUCUUCUUGCAUCUUCUUUAAGUACUUGAAAAAUAUGUGUUGCAAAGCGUCACCUGUCCAUUACGUCACAUCAGAUAAACAGUAUGUGUUUAUGAUGUUGUGUAUCUCCUUUUCUUGUUUUUAUAAACCUACCAAAAAAAAAGGA
Labrus mixtus (cuckoo wrasse) is the source of this 4983-nucleotide messenger RNA. RefSeq names its product sex comb on midleg-like protein 2. Gene Ontology annotation, cellular component: nucleus. The record is from RefSeq and is a predicted model, not a curated record. Bases 179 to 2278 code for a protein of 699 amino acids. Gene Ontology annotation, molecular function: protein binding. The transcript is spliced from 15 exons. Gene Ontology annotation, biological process: regulation of DNA-templated transcription. Lineage: Eukaryota; Metazoa; Chordata; Actinopteri; Labriformes; Labridae.